Molecule: messenger RNA, 2228 nt
Organism: Boeremia exigua
Lineage: Eukaryota; Fungi; Ascomycota; Dothideomycetes; Pleosporales; Didymellaceae
Product: platelet-activating factor acetylhydrolase
Exons: 2
Coding region: 384-1898 (504 amino acids)
Molecular function (GO): 1-alkyl-2-acetylglycerophosphocholine esterase activity
Source: RefSeq, a predicted model, not a curated record
GCUCCGACAUCCCGUGAAACGGCAGAUGCCUCGGCGAUCCAGAUCUGACGCCACCCGGCGUCUAUGUCACCGGCCAACUUUUCGCGGGUGUCGCGUGCCUCGGACUGGUUCCUGGCCCUAGUGCCCACGAUAGGGCGAUAGGUUUGUGACUUGCGUCAUGUACAUGUCUUCUAUUUGUCCAGACUCUGCUCUUCUCGUUCUUCGCCGCUCUCCUUAAUUCUCUUCUUGUCUGUCCUGCUGUUAGCGACCGGAUACCCGUAGACUUUCCCAACUCCAACACCAACACUAUCAAGCUGUCGCUCACACGAGUCUUCCAAUCGCUUCGCUCCGCCAUACCGGCCUCUCUGCAACCCAAGGGCGUGAAUCCUGCAGCGCUGGCAAAUAUGUCGUGGCUCAAAAGCAUCAACCCAACACCCGCUUUCCCAGCGUACACCGGACCGCACAAAGUCGGGUCAAUAGACAUAGAGAUCCCAACGAGCGAACUCGAGAAUCCCAGCGACGAUGCGCCGCCCGCAGAUAUACCUACAGUAGCAUUCAGGGUGUUUUACCCAUGCAGACAGGACAGCGAGCAGAAGGCCGUGAGGUGGAUACCGAGCCCACAGCGAGAAUACGUUGCUGCGUAUGCUCGAUUCUUGGGGGCGAACAGCGCGUUUGCAAGCGUCUUCUCUCUAUUCCCUCAAUUACUUCAAUUCACAUCGAUACCCGUGCAUUCGAACGCCGACAUUCUUGAACCCAACACAAAAUCGAAACGAUGGCCAGUCAUGAUGUUUUCUCACGGCCUGGGUGGCUCGCGCAAUGCGUACUCCCACAUCUGUGGCUCGUUGGCUAGCCACGGCAUUGUCGUUGUCGCCCCAGACCACCGUGACGGCAGCUCACCGAUCAACUUCAUCCACACCCCAGACUUGAAAGAAAAGAUUAAGCGCACGGAAUACAGGCGCAUCGACCACAAGCCCUCGACCGACGUGUACAACGCCCGCGACGAACAACUCCGAAUUCGCCUCUGGGAAAUGGGCCUCAUCCACGACGCCCUGCUGAAGAUCGACACGCGCCAGCGCCUCAAGAACGUCGCCGAAGACGCCACAAAAGCCGGCGGGAAAGAUAUGCUCACCAUGUUCUCGCACCUCCUCGCCGUCCACGAACCUGGCUCCAUCAGCUUCGCCGGCCACUCCUUCGGCGCCGCCACCACCGUCCAGCUCGUAAAAUCCGUCUACUACCCCCCCACCGACGCGCCCUCCACCUACAAACCGCUCUUCACCCCCCGCGCCUCCUCAGCCCUGAAAGCCCAAAUCACGCCCCAAAACCCCGUAAUCCUGCUCGACCUCUGGACGCUCCCGCUCCAAUCCCCCGCCACGGCCUGGCUGCGCUCCCAGCCCAUGCCCUCCUACGCCUCGCCCCGCGGCGGCGCCAACCUCCUCGCCAUCCUGAGCGAAGGCUUCUACAAAUGGGCCUCCAACACGCAAGAAACGAAACGCACAAUCGCGCGCCCCGCGUCCGCACCCAGCCUCCCGGGCCCGCACAUCUUCUACCCCGUGGCCAGCGCGCACCUCUCGCAGAGCGACUUCGGCGUGCUGUUCCCCUGGGCCACGGCGAAGGUGUUCGGCGCCCGCGAGCCGGCGCGCGUGCUGCGCCUGAAUGCGCGCGCGGUGCUGCAGUUGCUCAGGGAUAGUGGGUGCGAGGUUGCGAGCACGAGUGUCGCGGAUUUGGAGUUCGAGGGCGUGGAGAGCGGGAAGGAGAUUUGCAAUGAUGAUGCGAUUUUGAGCACGCGCGAGGGAAGGGUUAAGGGGUGGGUGUGUAUUGGGGAGGGGGCGGAUGCGGGGGAUGGGGCGAAGGUGGGGAUGGGGCCGGGCGAGGCGGUGCUGCAGAGUGAGGCGUUUGGGCAGACUGUUGAGGGGAAGUGAGUGAGGGUAUUUUGCUUCGGUGUUUAGCAUAGCGGGAGUUUGGGCCUAUAGAUAGAUACACGGUGAUUCCGACUGUGCGGUUGCAUUUGCACAGCGAGAAGGCAAAUAGCAUCGUUCCAAGAAACGAGAGCGUUCGAAGUGCGUCUGCCAAAUCUCAUGUAUACACUCAAACGUCUAGAUACAGAUAACCCCUUACAAUCGUGAUACUCCUUCCCAGUACCCUCAAACGCUGAUAUGCCUCAAUAACGCCAGUCAUGCAACCCUCCCGCUCCCUCUCCCUCAGAGCCCCGCACCACCGCCAGCCCAAAACAUGUUGUCUGGCUGAAGCCC